UUUAUACAUGUUUCUGCACACAGUCCAGCAACAGCAGGGUUCAGCAGCACACAGUUUUGUCAGCAGGAUUACAACGUGAGAGGGAGAGUUUUACCGACUUACCUUUUUUAAUAAGAAAAUGUAAAGAGGCAAAUAAUUACAUCUGUAAGACCAAGCAGUAACAUAAAGAAGUCCCAAGAGAUAAGAAGAAAAGAAAAACAGAGAUACAGAUCAUCGUGCUCUGAAAAUAUUUGUACAAAGGUGAAGCAACCCAGACACCUGAAGCCUUGUGAGCAGGUGGCUAGCUGGGAACCAUCACUGUGUGCUGUGCCAAUACCCAGUGCUCUGCUCCUGAGUCAUUGCUUCCUUGGUUACAUUUACAUAAUUAUACCAACAUCUAGUUUGGUAAGAAGAAAAGAAAGUUGGUCUUGUUUGGCUGAGUGGGAGUUAACUAAUCCAUCUUAAAAUAAUGAUGACAAAAAAGAGCAGAUCUGCAAGCAGAGCUUCCCUGAUUCUCUUUCUGUGCCAGAUGAUUACUGCAUUGGAAGUACCUCUUGAUCCAAUACUUCUCAAAGAAUUAUCACAGCCUCCAACAAUAACUCAGCAAUCUCCAAAAGACUACAUUGUUGACCCUCGAGAGAAUAUUGUAAUACAAUGUGAAGCAAAAGGAAAGCCACCUCCUAGUUUCUCAUGGACCCGUAAUGGAACUCAUUUUGAUAUAGAUAAAGAUGCACGGGUAACAGUGAAGCCAAAUUCAGGAACCCUUGUAAUAAACAUUAUGAAUGGUGGAAAGACAGAAGCAUAUGAAGGAGUAUAUCAGUGUACAGCAAGGAAUGAACGUGGAGCAGCAAUUUCCAAUAACAUUGUUAUACGCCCAUCCAGAUCCCCCUUGUGGACUAAAGAAAAAGUAGAACCAAAACAUGUCAGAGAAGGUGAUCCUCUAGUACUUCACUGCAGCCCUCCAGUUGGCUUACCACCACCUAUAAUAUUUUGGAUGGAUAAUUCUUUCCAAAGGCUGCCUCAAAAUGAAAGAGUUUCCCAAGGUCUAAAUGGAGACCUUUAUUUUUCUAAUGUAAAACCAGAGGACACUCGUGAGGACUAUAUUUGUUAUGCGAGAUUUAAUCACACUCAGACUAUCCAGCAGAAGCAACCUAUUUCUGUGAAGGUGUUCUCAAUGGAUUCAUUGAAUGAAACUAUAUCUGCUAAUUUGAGUGACACUGAUUUUUAUGGUGCCAAGCCAUUGACAGAGAGACGACCAACUCUUUUAACUCCGUUGGGGAGUACAAGUAAUAAAGUGGAACUAAGGGGAAAUGUACUUUUGCUGGAGUGCAUUGCAGAAGGAUUACCCACACCAGUUAUCCGCUGGAUUAAAGAAGGUGGAGAACUGCCCAUCAACAGAACAUUUUUUGAAAAUUUUAAGAAAACUCUCAAAAUCAUAGAGGUUUCUGAAGCUGAUUCUGGAAAAUACAAAUGUGUAGCAAGAAAUCCAUUAGGUUCCACUCACCAUACCAUUACAGUAACUGUCAAAGCUGCUCCAUACUGGAUCACAGCACCUAGAAACCUUGUGUUGUCUCCUGGAGAGGACGGAACCCUGAUCUGCAGAGCUAAUGGCAACCCCAAACCUAAUAUUAGCUGGCUAACAAAUGGUGUGCCCAUAGCAAUUGCCCCAGAAGAUCCUAGCAGAAAAGUAGAUGGUGAUACCAUUAUUUUCUCUGAUGUGCAAGAAAGAUCAAGUGCUGUUUAUCAAUGCAAUGCCUCUAAUGAAUAUGGAUACUUGCUGGCAAAUGCAUUUGUGAAUGUUUUGGCUGAGCCACCAAGAAUUCUGACUCCUGCUAAUAAAUUAUAUCAAGUCAUUGCAAACAAUCCUGCGUUGCUAGAUUGUGCUUUUUUUGGUUCACCUGUGCCUGAAAUUGAAUGGUUUAAGGGAGUAAAAGGGAGCAUCCUGCGCGGAGAUCUUUAUGUUUUCCAUGACAAUGGAACUCUGGAAAUUCCUGUGGCACAAAAGGAUAGUACUGGUACAUAUACCUGUGUAGCAAGGAAUAAAUUAGGAAAGGUACAAAAUGAGGUUCAUCUAGAAGUCAAAGAUCCAACAAUGAUUAUUAAACAGCCUGAAUACAAAAUCAUUCAAAGGGGUGGCCAGGUUUCCUUUGAGUGUACUAUAAAGCACGAUCCUACCUUAAUACCAACUAUUAUGUGGUUGAAGGAUAAUGGUGAACUGCCAGAUCCUUUAAAAGGUUUUCAGUCCAAUGGACCUGGUCUUCAAUACAAAGUCAGUUGGCGUCAGAAAGAUGUUGGUGAUGAGUGGACUUCUGUUAUAGUUGCAAAUGUUUCAAAAUAUAUUGUAUCUGGUACACCAACCUUUGUUCCAUAUGAGAUAAAAGUACAGGCUUUAAAUGACUUAGGAUAUGCACCAGAACCUGCAGAGGUGAUUGGACAUUCUGGGGAAGACUUACCAAUGGUUGCUCCAGGCAAUGUGCAGGUGCACAUUGUUAACAGCACAUUAGCCAAGGUGCACUGGGACCCCGUUCCACUAAAAACUGUCCGAGGACACCUUCAAGGAUACAGGAUUUACUACUGGAAAGUACAGAGUUUAUCUAAAAGAAGGCGGCGGCAUGUGGAGAAAAAGAUUCUGACAUUCAGUGGAAACAAGACACAUGGAAUGUUGCCAGGACUGGAGCCUUAUAGUUCUUACAAGCUGAAUGUUAGAGUUGUUAAUGGUAAAGGGGAAGGACCAGCAAGCCCUGACAAAUUAUUUAAGACUCCUGAAGGAGUUCCUAGCGCACCUUCCUUUUUGAAGAUUACUAAUCCAACACUGGACUCUCUCACUUUGGAAUGGGGUCCACCUACUCACCCAAAUGGUGUUUUGAUAGCGUAUACACUAAAGUUUCAACCAAUUAACAGCACUCAUGAAUUAGGCCCCUUGGUAGAGAUCAGAAUUCCUGCAAACGAGACCAGCUUGAUAUUAAGUAAUUUAAAUUACAGCACACGAUACAAGUUUUACUUUUAUGCACAAACAUCAGUUGGAGCUGGAAAUCAAAUAACUGAGGAAGCAGUAACAAUUAUGGAUGAAGCUGGUAUUCUCCCUCCUGCUGUAGGUGCAGGCAAAGGAUACUCAGAAACCCUUUUUGCAACCUCCCCUGUCAUACAUACUGUCCAUCUAACAUUCUAUAAGGUUCGACCAGUUUAUCCAAGGAUCAGAAAUGUUACUGCAUCUGCUGCUGAGACCUAUGCCAAUAUCAGUUGGGAGUAUGAGGGACCAGAUCAUGUGAACUUUUAUGUUGAAUAUGGUGUAGCAGGCAGCAAAGAAGAUUGGAAAAAAGAAAUUGUAAAUGGUUCUCGGAGCUUCUUUGUGUUAAAGGGUUUAACACCAGGAACGUCAUAUAAAGUCCGGGUUGGUGCUGAGGGUCUGUCUGGUUUUGUGAGUUCAGAGGAUGUGUUUGAGACAGGUCCAGCAAUGGCAAGCCGGCAGGUUGACAUUGCUACUCAAGGAUGGUUCAUUGGUCUUAUGUGUGCUGUUGCUCUUCUUAUCUUGAUUUUGCUGAUUGUUUGCUUCAUAAGGAGGAAUAAGGGUGGCAAAUAUCCAGUGAAGGAAAAGGAAGAUGCACAUGCUGAUCCAGAAAUACAGCCUAUGAAAGAAGAUGAUGGAACGUUUGGUGAAUACAGGUCUCUUGAAAGUGACGCAGAGGAUCAUAAACCUCUAAAGAAAGGAAGCCGAACACCUUCAGACAGGACUGUGAAAAAGGAGGACAGUGAUGAUAGUUUAGUUGACUAUGGCGAAGGUGUAAAUGGUCAGUUCAAUGAGGAUGGCUCCUUUAUUGGACAAUACAGUGGUAAAAAAGAGAAAGAACCUGCAGAAGGAAAUGAAAGUUCUGAGGCUCCUUCUCCUGUCAAUGCCAUGAAUUCCUUUGUUUAAUCAAGAAACUCAAUUCCCUUCCUACAAUAUUUUCCAUUGUGUUUAAAGCACUUGUGCAUCCUCCUUCUCAUGCUAAGAACAUACAGGUGACAAAGCUCCUAGCAACAAGAUGUUUAUACUAUGAGAACAUAUAGGUCAAUACAGUUACACACUAUAAAAACACAGUAAGUGAUAUGUUAGUAUGAAUCAAAGUGCAAAAGUCAAAAAUUUUGCUCUGAAUUUGAGUAUUUUUGCUUUUUUUAAAAAAUAAACUGACAAAAAUAAUAUAUCAUCUGAUAAUGUUAUUUCCUGUCGAAAAUACAGUAUAAUGCAUGAAAAAUGCUACACAUUUCACAGAUAAACCUGUGUAUGCUAUUAAAAUCUGGUUUGAUACUUUGUUAUGCAGUCCUCAGCUGAAUCCCUGGAUAUGAAUUCCGUUUUCAUUGUCAGAGUGUUAUAGUAGUGUUAUAUAGAACUUCAAUGUCUUUGUGGACAUUGUUGUGAAAUUGGUGACUUAAUGUCUAGCUAUCAUAUGUCUUUUUGCAAGACAAUUAGGAACAGUAUGUAUGGUAUAUAAUUGCUAAAUGAUUUAAUUAUGACACUUGCAUUUGCUGAUGCUUACUGAGACCCUGAUAUCUGCUCUUUGUUCCUAUUACUUUAUAGCCUUCCUAAUCUAUCAAGUAUUACAGCACUACAGUGUUCUAUUUUUACAUCGUGUAUAUGUUGGAUUGAUUUUAAGACAUAAAACAAUAUCCGUUGCAAUGCAUUUUGGAAUUUGUACAGUCACUGAAGUGAAAUUUUAAAAUGAGACAAAAUAUUCCAGAAGACACAGGGCAAAAUACAUUCAGUGCCUUUAUAGAAUAUGCAUUCCAUAAUGCACUGUACUACUAAGUUGGUGCAAUAAACUGUGAUUAGUGAACUACUAUCAUUGCCAAACAAAGUAACUGGUAAAAAGCAGAGAUGUUAUGAAACGGUUGAGCUGCAAAAUGCAAGGUUUAACAUUUUUUAAAUUACACAAAGCACAAUAUGAUUUUUUUUCCUUGAAGAUAAAAUAACAGCUUUUAGACAAUUAGAGCACAACAUGAUUUCAUGGCCUUACACAGUUUACACAAAAAUGGCUGAAUUCAGAUAUUUUACUAAUGCUGCAAAAACCUAAAACUCUCUUGCAAAAUAUGUUAAAAAAUACCAUGCCAACAACAGCACAUUUUCCUCCGAGUCAUUGCUUGACCCAUGUGGCAGCUUUUGAAAUUAUCUACAGCAUGAAAGCAGUGUGUAGAUUACUGCUCAGAACCACAAAAUUCAAGGAAUCUGACAAAUGCUAACAAGGUUUAGUGGUAAAGGAUUACUGUUAUCAGUUACAAAAAUAUUCUCUCACAUACUAUAUCAAUCAAACGGUUUACCUCCAAAUAUGAAAUUUUAUAACAACCUAUGGUUGAAGGAAUGCUCAGUUUCAUUUGCCAAUAAAUUGGUUUUUCAUAACUUGCAUCAAGUUUAAUUUUAAGUAUGCUUUUUAUAUGUAGAUAUUUGUUGAAUUUGUAAAUACACUUAAAGUGUAGAUGCUAUAUGCUUCUAGGUGUUACAAACAAAUAAACAAAACAAAAAAAGCCUAUGUUGUACUGUGUAAGAAGUACUAUAGCCAAUGGAGUGCUUGGUAUUUUAAAGCAUCUACUUAAAUAUAUAUUUUUUGCUGUGAAAAUGAAAUAGUGAACUGUUCUACUUAUUUACUGCAGAUUUCUAGAUAUUAUCUUAAGAGCUUGUGUCCGUGGAUUCCAUUAGACCAUAGUACACCUUGCAGAUUUUAUGUAUGUAUUGUAGAUAAAGCACAAUUUGAAGUAAUCACAAAUUGAAGUCAGCCGUACAAGCUUCUUUUGCACCGUUAAGCUUUCCAUAAUCCAUUUUCCUUAUGGAAACAAAAACAAAAAAUGAACUAUAUAACACUGAUUACAAAGCACAAAGAGAGUUUCUUAAUAAGAUUUCCCAACGGUAUUGAUAACAAUAAAGUGAAAUUUUAUUCUUCUUUAAUUGUAGAUGCUGAAUUUAUCUGUGCAUGUAAGGGUACACAUACAGGCUCACUUCUGUAAUAGUGCAACAGUUUUUGUAUUAAAAAUAAAUGUGGUUUUAAAAUUUCA
Trachemys scripta elegans is the source of this 6000-nucleotide messenger RNA. RefSeq names its product neuronal cell adhesion molecule (gene NRCAM). The record is from RefSeq and is a predicted model, not a curated record. Gene Ontology annotation, biological process: cell-cell adhesion; brain development. Gene Ontology annotation, molecular function: cell-cell adhesion mediator activity. Lineage: Eukaryota; Metazoa; Chordata; Testudines; Emydidae.